AUGUCUUUGGAUGAAGCCGGAAAGAAAAGAAAGUUACAACUGUGUGAAAUGGAAGAACAAAGACAAAUGUCUUAUGAGAAUGCCAAGCUUUAUAAGGAAAAGACAAAAAAGUGGCAUGAUAACAGAAUCCAACACCAAGAGUUGAAAGAAGGACAAAAAGUCCUCUUGUUUAACUCUAGGUUGAAACUAUUCCCGGGAAAGCUCAAGUCUAGGUGGUCCGGAACCUUUGUCAUUCAUAAAGUUUACUCUUAUGGAGCGGUUGACCUGAUCAACCCGGAGGACAACACGGUGUUUAAAGUGAAUGGGCAACGAGUUAAGGCAUUUCUUGAUGCUGUAGCAUUCCCAGAGCAUUGCUCUGAGAAUUGGGCCACGCUUUAA
This is a messenger RNA of Cynara cardunculus var. scolymus (artichoke), 378 nucleotides long. RefSeq lists its product as uncharacterized. The transcript has a single exon. Bases 1 to 378 code for a protein of 125 amino acids. NCBI's taxonomy places the organism in Eukaryota, Viridiplantae, Streptophyta, Magnoliopsida, Asterales, Asteraceae. The record is from RefSeq and is a predicted model, not a curated record.